Eriocheir sinensis (Chinese mitten crab) is the source of this 3549-nucleotide messenger RNA. RefSeq lists its product as uncharacterized. Bases 14 to 3436 code for a protein of 1140 amino acids. Lineage: Eukaryota; Metazoa; Arthropoda; Malacostraca; Decapoda; Varunidae. The record is from RefSeq and is a predicted model, not a curated record. The transcript is spliced from 2 exons.
ACUCCACAAAAUCAUGGGUCAUCUGUCUUGCAUUUCAGUCAAUACUCCACAAAAUCAUGGGUCAUCUGUCUUGCAUUUCAGUCAAUACUCCACAAAAUCAUGGGUCAUCUGUCUUGCAUUUCAGUCAAUACUCCACAAAAUCAUGGGUCAUCUGUCUUGCAUUUCAGUCAAUACUACACAAAAUCAUGGGUCAUCUGUCUUGCAUUUCAGUCAAUACUCCACAAAAUCAUGGGUCAUGUCUUGCAUUUCAGUCAAUACUCCACAAAAUCAUGGGUCAACUGUCUUGCAUUUCAGUCAAUACUCCACAAAAUCAUGGGUCAUAUAUCUUGCAUUUCAGUCAGUACUCCACAAAAUCAUGGGUCAUCUGUCUUGCAUUUCAGUCAAUACUCCACAAAAUCAUGGGUCAUCUGUCUUGCAUUUCAGUCAAUACUCCACAAAAUCAUGGGUCAUCUGUCCUGCAUUUCAGUCAAUACUCCACAAAAUCAUGGGUCAUCUGUCUUGCAUUUCAGUCAAUACUCCACAAAAUCAUGGGUCAUAUAUCUUGCAUUUCAGUCAGUACUCCACAAAAUCAUGGGUCAUCUGUCUUGCAUUUCAGUCAAUACUCCACAAAAUCAUGGGUCAUCUGUCUUGCAUUUCAGUCAAUACUCCACAAAAUCAUGGGUCAUCUGUCUUGCAUUUCAGUCAAUACUCCACAAAAUCAUGGGUCAUCUGUCUUGCAUUUCAGUCAAUACUCCACAAAAUCAUGGGUCAUCUAUCUUGCAUUUCAGUCAAUACUCCACAAAAUCAUGGGUCAUCUGUCUUGCAUUUCGGUCAAUACUCCACAAAAUCAUGGGUCAUGUCUUGCAUUUCAGUCAAUACUACACAAAAUCAUGGGUCAUCUGUCCUGCAUUUCAGUCAAUACUCCACAAAAUCAUGGGUCAUCUGUCUUGCAUUUCAGUCAAUACUCCACAAAAUCAUGGGUCAUGUCUUGCAUUUCAGUCAAUACUCCACAAAAUCAUGGGUCAUGUCUUGCAUUUCAGUCAAUACUCCACAAAAUCAUGGGUCAUCUGUCUUGCAUUUCAGUCAAUACUCCACAAAAUCAUGGGUCAUGUCUUGCAUUUCAGUCAAUACUCCACAAAAUCAUGGGUCAUGUCUUGCAUUUCAGUCAAUACUCCACAAAAUCAUGGGUCAUCUGUCUUGCAUUUCAGUCAAUACUCCACAAAAUCAUGGGUCAUGUCUUGCAUUUCAGUCAAUACUCCACAAAAUCAUGGGUCAUCUGUCUUGCAUUUCAGUCAAUACUCCACAAAAUCAUGGGUCAUCUGUCUUGCAUUUCAGUCAAUACUCCACAAAAUCAUGGGUCAUCUGUCUUGCAUUUCAGUCAAUACUCCACAAAAUCAUGGGUCAUCUGUCUUGCAUUUCAGUCAAUACUACACAAGAUCAUGGGUCAUGUCUUGCAUUUCAGUCAAUACUCCACAAAAUCAUGGGUCAUCUAUCUUGCAUUUCAGUCAAUACUCCACAAAAUCAUGGGUCAUCUGUCUUGCAUUUCAGUCAAUACUACACAAGAUCAUGGGUCAUCUGUCUUGCAUUUCAGUCAAUACUCCACAGAAUCAUGGGUCAACUGUCUUGCAUUUCAGUCAAUACUCCACAGAAUCAUGGGUCAUCUGUCUUGCAUUUCAGUCAAUACUCCACAGAAUCAUGGGUCAACUGUCUUGCAUUUCAGUCAAUACUACACAAAAUCAUGGGUCAUGUCUUGCAUUUCAGUCAAUACUCCACAGAAUCAUGGGUCAACUGUCUUGCAUUUCAGUCAAUACUCCACAGAAUCAUGGGUCAACUGUCUUGCAUUUCAGUCAAUACUCCACAAAAUCAUGGGUCAACUGUCUUGCAUUUCAGUCAAUACUCCACAGAAUCAUGGGUCAUCUGUCUUGCAUUUCAGUCAAUACUCCACAGAAUCAUGGGUCAACUGUCUUGCAUUUCAGUCAAUACUACACAAAAUCAUGGGUCAUCUGUCUUGCAUUUCAGUCAAUACUACACAAAAUCAUGGGUCAUCUGUCUUGCAUUUCAGUCAAUACCCCACAAAAUCAUGGGUCAACUGUCUUGCAUUUCAGUCAAUACUACACAAAAUCAUGGGUCAUCUGUCUUGCAUUUCAGUCAAUACUACACAAAAUCAUGGGUCAUCUGUCUUGCAUUUCAGUCAAUACUACACAAAAUCAUGGGUCAUCUGUCUUGCAUUUCAGUCAAUACUCCACAAAAUCAUGGGUCAUCUGUCUUGCAUUUCAGUCAAUACUACACAAAAUCAUGGGUCAUCUGUCUUGCAUUUCAGUCAAUACUACACAAAAUCAUGGGUCAUCUGUCUUGCAUUUCAGUCAAUACUACACAAAAUCAUGGGUCAACUGUCUUGCAUUUCAGUCAAUACUACACAAAAUCAUGGGUCAUCUGUCUUGCAUUUCAGUCAAUACUCCACAGAAUCAUGGGUCAUCUGUCUUGCAUUUCAGUCAAUACUACACAAAAUCAUGGGUCAACUGUCUUGCAUUUCAGUCAAUACUACACAAAAUCAUGGGUCAUCUGUCUUGCAUUUCAGUCAAUACUACACAAAAUCAUGGGUCAACUGUCUUGCAUUUCAGUCAAUACUCCACAAAAUCAUGGGUCAACUGUCUUGCAUUUCAGUCAAUACUACACAAAAUCAUGGGUCAACUGUCUUGCAUUUCAGUCAAUACUACACAAAAUCAUGGGUCAUCUGUCUUGCAUUUCAGUCAAUACUCCACAAAAUCAUGGGUCAACUGUCUUGCAUUUCAGUCAAUACUCCACAAAAUCAUGGGUCAACUGUCUUGCAUUUCAGUCAAUACUACACAAAAUCAUGGGUCAACUGUCUUGCAUUUCAGUCAAUACUCCACAAAAUCAUGGGUCAUCCAUCUUGCAUUUCAGUCAAUACUCCACAAAAUCAUGGGUCAUCUGUCCUGCAUUUCAGUCAAUACUCCACAAAAUCAUGGGUCAUCUGUCUUGCAUUUCAGUCAAUACUCCACAAAAUCAUGGGUCAUCUGUCCUGCAUUUCAGUCAAUACUACACAAAAUCAUGGGUCAUCUGUCUUGCAUUUCAGUCAAUACUCCACAAAAUCAUGGGUCAUCUGUCCUGCAUUUCAGUCAAUACUACACAAGAUCAUGGGUCAUGUCUUGCAUUUCAGUCAAUACUCCACAAAAUCAUGGGUCAUCUGUCUUGCAUUUCAGUCAAUACUCCACAAAAUCAUGGGUCAUCUGUCUUGCAUUUCAGUUUUCAGACACAAGAACGGUUUUCAUAUUCCGACAAGGGGGCGUCCUGCGCCUGUUGGGUCAGGAUACACGGCCCCUUCUUAGCCUCGUACCUUCUUAGCCUCGUACAAACACCACCACCGAGACACACACUUGAAGGACUCGACACUCAGAUUGGUCCAGCAAAUGGUAAGAUGACGGAAGAAAGGCAAUGAGAGAGAGAAUGACGGUCCCCCUCGACUCACCUGGUAGAGGAAGAUGAAGAAGAUGACGUCGUCCCUGAGGCAGCCGAGGCGGUACAUGGUGGGCAUCUUGAUGACGAAGGCGA